AUGGCAAGGCCAGCGAAAAUAUCUGAAAUAUUGGGUAGUUUAAAGGGAAAACACAAAUCUAUUAACGGUAAUUAUCCAAAUAAAAUUCAAAAACCUAAAUUACUAUCCAAAAACGAGAGAUUAAAUAUUGCAAAGAAUCUACUUACUAAUAAAGUUUCAGAUUCUACUGAUAAUAUAGAUUAUAAAGCUUUUUUGAAUAUUAAAAAUAAUAAACCAUCCAAUUUAAACCAAUUAAAAAAUGAUAUUACUCGAGAUGUUGAAGAACAGCAGAGUACUAUGGUCAUGGAGAAUUCUAGUUCUAGUUUGAAGUCUGGUUCUAAAACAGGUGAUGAAUUUAAAUCUAAAUCUAAGACCAAAUCCAAAUUUCAAUUUACGUGGGAUCUUAAAGAUGAUACAUCGUUGAAUCAUAUGCCCAUCUUGCCAUCGAGUUUUUUGAAAAAAAUUCAAAAGAGUGAUGAUUAUAAUAACAUGACUAGAGUUAAAUAUUUAGAUUCUUUAGAAAAUCUCUAUAUGGGUAAACAUUGGAGUGAAAAGAGUUAUGAAGAGAUGACAAAGAGAGAUUGGAGAGUAUUCAAUGAAGAGUUUCAUAUAUCAAUACAGAGUGAGACCUUUGAAAGUAGCUUAGAGAACAAAAUAAGGCAUCCGUUAAGAAAGUGGGACGAAUUGAAUUUGGUACCGAAAGAAUUUGUUGAUAUUUUGACCAAUGAUUUGAAAUUUGAUACUCCCACUCCGAUUCAAAGAAUAUCGAUACCUAAUCUAGCAGCAGAUGACAAGGAUUCUGGGAGUAGAGAUUUGUUAGGUGUCUCUGCAACAGGUUCUGGUAAGACAUUGGCUUUUGUUAUUCCUAUUUUGAUUAAAUUAUAUAAAGAUAAAAUUAGACCACAAUCCAUAAAAAUUAUGGAAGGCCCAAAAGCCUUAAUACUAGUACCAACAAGAGAAUUGGCACAGCAGAUUCAGAUGGAGACUCAGAAAUUUAUAUCAUUUUGGAGGAGUAGCGAAUGUCAAGUUAUUUCAAUUGUUGGUGGACAUUCAAUUGAAGAAAUUACACAUAUUGUGUCAAAAGGGUGUGAUAUUCUUGUUGCUACACCAGGUAGAUUGAUCGACUGUUUGCAAAGUCAUGUCUUGUCUAUAAAUAAUAUUGAUUUUUUGGUGUUAGAUGAAGCCGAUAAGAUGAUUGAUUUGGGGUUUGAGGAUCAACUUAAAACUAUAUUAAAUCAAAUAUCUAUUGAAAAUGACAGAGUUAUCAAAAAAGCAUUAUUUACUGCUACAUUGUCAUCUUCAAUCCGAUCAAUUGCCGCUAGUUACUUGGAAAAUCCAAUAUAUGUAUCUGUGCAUCUAGGAGAGAAUCAAACACCAAAGAUUGAACAAAUUGUUGAUUACACAGCAAAUGAUGAUAUCAAAUUCCAAAGACUUAAGGAAAAUAUUCUGACACGUUUUAGGCCACCGAUCAUUAUAUUUAUUAAUUUUAAAGCUACUGCAGAUUGGCUUGCAAAGAAAUUUCAAGCAGAAACCAAUUUCAGAUUCACAAUAUUGCAUGGGUCUAAAAGUCAAGAACAAAGAGAACAUUCAUUAUCGUUGUUUAGGUCGCAGAAGGUGGACAUUAUGAUAGCAACUAAUGUAGCAGCAAGAGGUUUGGAUAUUCCUAAUGUGUCCCUUGUGAUUAAUUUUCAAAUGUCAAAACAUUUUGAGGAUUAUGUUCACAGAAUCGGUAGAACCGGCCGUGCAGGAAAUGUAGGUACUGCGAUUACAUUUUUAGACGGUACUGAAAGGCAAGAUCUUAUAAAAAAAUUAUAUAAUUACAUGAAGGAAAAUGAUAUGACAGGUAGAAACAAGUUUUCACCUCAUAUUAAAGAAACAUUUAAUUUUGAAAAACAGGAUCAAUUUUCUAAUAUAAUAUAUUAG
This is a messenger RNA of Arxiozyma heterogenica, 1902 nucleotides long. RefSeq names its product mRNA splicing protein PRP28 (gene PRP28). The record is from RefSeq and is a predicted model, not a curated record. The transcript has a single exon. Lineage: Eukaryota; Fungi; Ascomycota; Saccharomycetes; Saccharomycetales; Saccharomycetaceae. Bases 1 to 1902 code for a protein of 633 amino acids. Gene Ontology annotation, molecular function: ATP binding; RNA binding. Gene Ontology annotation, cellular component: catalytic step 2 spliceosome. Gene Ontology annotation, biological process: mRNA splicing, via spliceosome.